Messenger RNA from Phyllostomus hastatus (greater spear-nosed bat), 1907 nucleotides. It is a transcript of the gene CLEC2L, whose product is annotated as C-type lectin domain family 2 member L. The transcript is spliced from 6 exons. Bases 1 to 645 code for a protein of 214 amino acids. The record is from RefSeq and is a predicted model, not a curated record. NCBI's taxonomy places the organism in Eukaryota, Metazoa, Chordata, Mammalia, Chiroptera, Phyllostomidae.
AUGGAGCCGGCCCGGGAGCCCCCAGCGCGGGUCCGGCCGCCGCCGCCCCCAGCCGCCCGCCCCGCGCCCGCCCCCGCAGCGCCCAGGCCGCGCUCCCCAGCGGAGGCGGAGGCCCGAGGCGCUGAGGGGCUGCUGCGGCGAUCGGGCUCCGGCUACGAGGGCAGCACCAGCUGGAAGGCGGCCCUGGAGGACACCACCACCCGUCUCCUGCUGGGGGCCAUCGCCGUGCUUCUGUUCGCCAUCCUGGUGGUGAUGAGCAUCUUGGCCUCCAAGGGCUGCAUCAAGUGUGAAGCGCCGUGCCCCGAGGACUGGCUGCUCUACGGGAGGAAAUGCUACUACUUCUCCGAGGAGCCGCGAGACUGGAACACGGGCAGGCAGUUCUGCCACACCCACGAGGCCGCGCUGGCUGUGAUUCAGAGCCAGAAGGAGCUGGAAUUCAUGUACAAGUUCACGCGGAGGGAGCCCUGGAUUGGCCUGCGCAGAGUCGGGGACGAGUUCCACUGGGUCAGCGGGGAGCCGUUUGACCCGGACACGUUCCACAUCGCGGGCCUGGGGGAGUGCGUCUUCGUGGAGACCACCAGGCUGGUGUCGACCGAGUGCCUGAUGACCCGGCCCUGGGUCUGCAGCAAGAUGGCCUACACGUGAGGGCCCCGCUCGCGGCCUCCCUGGGACGCCCCUGGAGACCAGCGUGCCCUCGGUGACCACUCCCCUUCCCCAGCUCCUCCAGCACUGAACACUGGGCCUCUCACGUGUCGUCUGCGGCUCACCUCUUCCUGUCACCUGACCGCUCCCGUCAUCGGAUUCCAAACCCCAGGGGAGCAGGGAUUGCGCGUUGUUGGCUUCUCGGGGUCACACAGCGCGCACUCAAAGAUCGUCGUGCGUGAGGACAAGAUUGCACCCGUGAACUCUUUGCCUCGGUGGGAGAGAGCGGUGGCUGCCGUCCUCAGAAGACUUGUCUUUUUGGCCUUGAUGGGUAUGGCCCAGCUUUUAGAGGCGCAGCAAAGACGAACUUUUCAAUUUGUUCCGCUUCAAUUCCCCGAGCUCAUGCACACCCUGGGUGGCCCGAGUGGGGGGUGGCCCAGAAGUACAGGGGCAAUGAGGGGGCACUGCCUUGGUCUCCAAAACGUUUGUUUUAUCCUACACACGGCCCGGCUGGGGAGGAGACGGCUGUGCAUGGGGGCCGGGUUCAGGGAGGGUUCCCACCAGUGAGUGGCGCUGAGGGUUCCGUGAUCCCCGGGACAGCAAGCCGACCCUGCUGUGUUGUCCUGUGGCAGCCAAGACAGCAGAGGGGCGGAGGGGAAGCAGGCAGCUGCCCCUUUCCUCCUCCUGGUCUGCAGUCAGCUCCAAACGGGGAAUCAAUGUGAGGUUGAAACGGGGGCAUCCGGGAAGCCUCCUGCCACAGCCACCCGGAUCCCUGCGCUCCUGAUGCAUCCUGGGGUGGGCACACGCUGGGCCUGGCUGCGAAGGCCGGCCCUGGUCCAGUCGGGCGCUAGCUCUUCCAGUAAGCAGUGGCGUAGCUCAGGCUGCUGUGCUAAAUCUCUCUGACACCUGGCUUCUCCUCUAAAAUGCAGAAAUCACGCCUGCUCUGCUGACCUAACAGGGUUUUGAGACCUGUAGCUGUUAGAAUUUCAGCGGCUAGAAAUGAUCGACCCCAUUCUCAUGGUCCUUGAGCCCUGGAGAGGUUAAGUUACAUGUCCAAGGUCACACAAGUAGUGGCAGAACUAGAACUCAGGUCUUGUGGCUCUUCUGUUUCCUGUUUGUUCUCUUAUUACUGCACAUAUCAUGCUUCAUUAAUGUGUUUCCUUGUUCGCCGUCCAUGUGGAAAUUAAGCUCCUUGAGGGCAGGGAUCCCCUUGUGCACUUGUUUGUUUCUCUAGCGCCUGGUACAUACAGAAGGUGCUCAAUAAA